ACCGGUUUCCCCACCUCGUAGGAAAACUUUGAUUUGAAGGUAGGUUAAGACUCGGAAGACAAACUGUGGAUGGACAGUUACAGAACUACAAAAACAAAUGAGAACAACCAAAAAACUCGCGGCUGACUCUACGCAACCACUGUCAAGUUUGUGACGGUAGUUCAUGAAGUGAUACCAAGAACAACUUUUUUUUUCGAUAAAGAGCAACAGUAUGUCGAGCUAAUUCGAGGACGUAUCUAUUGUAUUCCAGUAUUCGGCGUUUCUCUUGCUCAUCGCGGGCCUCAGUCGCUGGAAGCCAAGGAGCGACUCAGAAGCCGGAUAGCUCCACUCGCUGCACCCCUCCUCGUGCUUCAAGAAGAGCUACCCUCUGCAGGGCUGCCAGGUGCAGAAGGUAAGGAGCAUGUCUUUUGUUGAACAUCAGUCGAAAACAAGAGUUUGCAGAGCCAGGAAGAGGGUGAUCUUGACAACUUAGGUUUCCGUUUCCUGUUUUGAGCGCAUGACCCGGUUUGCACGAUGCAACUUUUCAGGUUUGUCUAAGUACGCACGAGUGCUAGAGCUGUCCACUUCUGCGUCGGAAACCCGCCGGGACACACACUGAGGUGCGACGCAACUGUCUACGGGCGGUAAGUAACACGAGGGAGGCCGGCAGGACGAGACAAAAGACGGACAGAGAUUUCGGCUCGGGACGCUGCAUUUGACUCCGUAAGCGUAAAACUAAGCGGCUAACUUUGAUUGAUGCUGCAUGAAUUUCGGGUCAUAGGGUACUGCACUGAGAAAAAUACGUGGUAGUGAUGCAUGAAUGAAAAAAAAAAUGGAAAUACAUUAUCCGAACUGCUUCAGGUGCGUGUGGGUGACGGGGACUGAAACGCAAGGUCACUCCUCGGGUUGCAUCACCACCUCGGGUUGCCCGAGUCUGCUCUACCUGGUUUUCGUUCGACUUGUACAGCUACCUUCUACGUGGUGCCGACUUGAAAUUUCCGACCUCGCUUGCAGUCGCCAGAAUUAUGGUGCGGCUGUCUCCGUCGAAGGUCGAGCUGCUCGCCCGUCGCGGCGCGGUGCCGUCGUGGCAAAGGCAGAAAGUUUCCCGGAAGAACGUCUACACAAAGCAGCGAUCCAGCAAGAAUGCGGCGGCAAAAGCCAGCGCGCGGAAGAAUUGGUCCGGCGGCGCGGUCGGGCUGCUGCUCGCGGGUGGGGCACUCCAAAGCUUUUUGAGCACGUGGCGGAUCGCAGUUACCGCGCUCGAGGUUCCGUCGCAUCUACGGGAGUCGGGAGCGGCCACAGCUACGGCUUUUGCGGAGGAGGAAGACGAGUAUUCAGACGUGGCUACGCCCACCUGGGACGCAGAAUAUUCUAGCAGAUGGAGCGUGUCUCCAUUCAGCGGCACCGCCAGCCACCUCCAAGUGGAUGAAGAUGGAAAACCUGUGGCUCCGACUUUUCCCGUGUCUACUUCGAACGCGGCCAGGUUGUCCGGGAAGAAAAAGAAAAACGGUGUUGAAGCAACAGCAGGAGAAGUGAGCAAUUCCCUCUGGGAAAUCGACACGGCAUCAGGAACAGUUUCGCCUACACCGAGGGACGGACACACACCAGACCACCACUCGACUGCGUUCUCGGAACUGUCCGCCGGUGAGAACAGUAACACGAUUCUUCCCGAGGCGGACUACAGCGCCCUGCCGUCGACAGGAGUAGCGCCUGUUUCUCCUACGCUCCCGUCUACUUUUAACGAGGUUGUGACUACCUCACUCGACCGCAAUGCCGAUGUUGGACCAGCUACCGCAGCGGCGCCGAGCUCGGCGCCAGGUGAGCAAGCAGAUCGCAAUCCUGUGUCUUUCCCGAACGCGACGGGAACGGCUUCUCCUCGCGAAAGUCCCUUCCUUGCUCAUCAUGCUGCGCGCAGGGCGGCGAUUCUGAAGACUGCGGGGCCGCAGCUCGCUACGUUGACGCAGCAAUUGAACGUAACAAAAGACGAGGCGGAGAUCAUUGUGCUUGCAGAGGCGCAGCUGGGACCGAGAAACCUGCGCGACUACGGACGCAGUGGGGCUUUCGACCGCUUUGUCGAGCUCGACCUCGAUGCAAACGGCGUGUUGGAAAUUGCGGGAGAGGUGCAGGAGUUCUGCCCACGUUCGGCAGAUCUGGACGGAGACGGAGUGUUGGAUGUUUCGGAGCAUUGGGCACUGUGCGGGCAAAAUCUUGUGGGGGCGACGAGCACCUCCUCGGACGGACGCAGCGACACGACCGGGGGCGGAAUUGGAAUCGGCGCAGCGCCACCAGAUGGGCGUGAGCUCUCCCGCAAAAUUUUGUGGUCUCCCGCGGGUCACUCGUUCGUGGAGCGAGAAUUGCGGAUCUGGUCGUUGUUCAGUUGUUGCGAUGGUCGCAAUAAACGAGUGACGUUUAUUGCGGACGAGAAGCAGCUGGCGACUUCUAUUGACGGCGCAGGCACUGAUGUCCCGUUGGAUACGUGGAACGAAGGGUUGCAGGAAAUACACGAGGGCCAGGCAGAACGGAACGGUGACGUAUGGGUGUACAAUGCCUUGAAACGGAGCUCCAAGCAAGGAAAGGAAUGGAAAAGAGAUGAGGAGGACGUGGAAGAAUAGAGGCACGGGAAAACGCAAUCAAGAACAAUCCCGAUUCCUACAAACGAAGAGAUAGGUUGAAGCGAUUGAAGGAGACGGGGCAAAAAGUUGCUGCGUGGUAUAACUCACCCAUGUACUUUUGGAAAAAGUAAGAAAUUUCAACGAUGAAAAAAUAAAAAAGGAAGCGAAGAUGAAAAUGACCUGUGAUGACUUCUGCGCCUCGAAGUGUGUGAUUUUUUGAGCGAGAGAAUGGUCUGUAAUAUCGUUACAGUCGGAGAAGGGAACUUUUUUGCCAGAAGCAACAUCUCCACUCGCUCCGCCUUGGCGGCGGCGCGCGUGCAGUUCUUGCCGUGCGCAGAACUCGUGUCUGGUUCAUCGACGCGCCACUCUAGACUGUCGAAAACAGUGGCACUUUUGUGAUCGUUCGCGAGCGUGUUCGGCAUGAUCGGUGAUUUUUCCGAAAGGACAUUUUCUUGCGGCGCUCUGCUGCUCACUCCGGCGGCGUCGCUCGGGGUGAGGCAGAGAAGCUGUUUUCUACAUUACUUAGAGGAAUCUGUUGUACAUUGAAAGUCGCUGAAUGCCGAAAAGCUAAUAUGGCUGAUGUCGAAGUGUGAUCCUGAUAUGUCACCGUGAAACCUUUCUUGUUUGCUGUUUUUUACCUCGACAAGCGGCGCACGUAGAGGGUUGCAGGACCAUCACCUAGAUUUGUAGGGAAUGAAAUAUUUCCUUUGAGGAUCUACUAGCAAAAGUGCUUCAUUAAAAA
Molecule: messenger RNA, 3333 nt
Organism: Amoebophrya sp. A120
Lineage: Eukaryota; Dinophyceae; Syndiniales; Amoebophryaceae
Source: the annotation of a GenBank genome assembly